This is a messenger RNA of Orbicella faveolata, 1135 nucleotides long. Its product is annotated as histamine H2 receptor-like. Gene Ontology annotation, biological process: G protein-coupled receptor signaling pathway. NCBI's taxonomy places the organism in Eukaryota, Metazoa, Cnidaria, Anthozoa, Scleractinia, Merulinidae. Gene Ontology annotation, cellular component: plasma membrane. Gene Ontology annotation, molecular function: G protein-coupled receptor activity. The record is from RefSeq and is a predicted model, not a curated record.
ACACUUAAGCUUAACUAAACAUGAUGAUGGAAAGGAUAAAAGAUUGUCAUGACAACUCCUGCCAUACCGGUCCACCUACAGUUUACGAUAACCAUGGCAACGAUGACUCGUGAAAGACAAUCCAUAGCAAUAGUGACGACGAUGACAAUAACGGUGACAAAGAGAAUUUUGUCUACCUAGCCCUGUCCAAAACAUGACACUUAAUAAGGGAGUCUAGAUCGGAAAACAGACAAGUGACAGUGUCUCGAGAUUUGACAAAUCCAGUGUCUCAAUUACCUCAACCUCCUUAGCGACAGCGGAGGAACGACCAAAAUUUUUACUGAUAUGUGAUUUAACUACCCUUAUCCUGACUUGCUUAUUAGUUCUCACUGACAGAUAACAUUUCUAUCUUUUUAUUCCAGUUAAUUAACCUUUACAGUAUGGUGACUGGACAAAUCAACCAUUCACUGGUGAUCAUCAUUGGUUUCUUCUCGCUUGUGAACGCUCUCAUCAACCCGAUCUUGUAUGGAAAAAUGAGCCUGAGAUACCGCCAAGGAUAUGUGUACAUCUUCAAGAAAAUCUUGUCUCUGUGCGGGGCACAAAAACCCGAUGGUUCAUUUUUUGAUGCUACUCGUCGAGCUGCCUCUACGAUGGCAAGACAUUCAGCGGCUCAAGCUUCGUACAAAUCAGCAGCUCGUAAAAGUAUUGAUAUUUCAAAUGAAGAAGACGGAGUGCAGAGAAUGGAUAAUAAUAGCACUUCUUCAAGAGCAGCUGGAGUAAGAUUUGAGGUCAACGACAAGCGAGUGGUGGAAAAUGAAGAGGAUGGAACACACAGCGGGAUUUUUCUGAUUGAGGACGGCAAUGCUAAUUUCAAAAGUCUAGACACCAGCUCUCUGCAGGUUUCUGCGCAGAACAAAGACGAGGAACAUAAAACGACUGAUUCCGAGUACACAACGCUGGAUCAAAGUUUUGACAGUGCCCUGUAGAAUUUAUACCAUUGCGUAUGCUCUGCUGCCGUUUGGGCUUAUCUCGUACCCAGUUUACUGCUUGACUCAGGGCCAUGCCUAGAGCCGCUGAUUAGGCGAUUUUGCAGUUGUGUGCUUAGUUACCUGGCCUAUGAAUGCAAGUGAGGCUAGAGGUGACCUUGCUUUGAUAC